CGCUACCAUUGCAGCGCCUCCCUUUUCCCUUACUCGUCGUCUCGAAGCGUGGCAAGUUGCUUCACGGACACCUUUUCCAACGACGUCUGGCCGCGUUGCCGGCGGCUGGAAAUGCCCCUCAUCAUCACGAAUUAGUGGCCACCAUCGACGAGACUGCGCCAAGAUCCUAACGACGAAGCGGCGGCGACAACGGCGACGGCGACGAUCACGACGACGACGACGACGACGACGACAUAGAGGUCAGUGAAGCGACGAUCGGCCAGCGACGAGCGACGAGCGACGACGGCCUCGACGACGACGAUGUCUCACAAGCCAGCAUCACACAUACGACGCAACGAAGGCCAGCCAUCAAGCUUCAUACGCUCUCAUCGCAGCGAGAAUUCUUUUGCAGGCUUCUCGAUCGAGGCCAGCAUUGGCAUCGCCUCGGAAUCGAGAAUGCCCUCCCACAUGUUCGGACGCUCCAACGGCGGUGGAGGCAGUCGCAAGCCCUCUACGUCCGUCAAGUCGCCCUACACAAAUUCGUCGCCGCCCACCAUUGCGACCGACAACUUCUAUGGCAACAGCAGCGGCACCACGCCCCUCACCAAGCCGCCAACACUAGCAUUGACCCACCAACCGCCGAGUGGCAGCAGCAGCAGCAGCAGCAGCAGCAGCAGCAGUCGACGGCCUUCUAAGCCACUGUCGGGGAGAAUCUCAGGCGGGCGCUCGCAGCUAGAUCCUCGUGAAGCGCAGCAACCUCGCCAACCGCAGCCUCUCGACUUUCGACCCCAGCAUCGUGAUGCCCGAGGACAGCACCGCCCGCAAGAGUCGCGCGGCCAUGACCCUGGCUCGGCAAUUACCUUUGACGACGACGAUGAGAGCGAAGAUGAUCGCCGGGCUACCACGUCGCACGCUCAUUCUGCCCCAUCGUCAUCUCCCUCGCUCAACCUCAAACGCAGUCGAGCUCCCGUCCACAGCCGCUUCUCAGACGACGACCAGGAGGAGGAAGAGGACCGACCGGCAAAGCGCGGCAACUUCUCUCGCUCUUCGCCCUUUGGCAGCGAGUCGAGCAGAGAUCCAAUGGACAUUCUACCCACACCGACCGACACUCGCCCCUCCAAGCGUCGCGCCAUGCUAGGCAAGGAUCCAGCUUCCACCCAGCGGCGGAAAGAACCGGAGUCGCCGACGAAUCCACCUCGCAGCAAGACAGUGUCCCUCUCCAUCGUCGCCGUCGAAGUUGCCGGCAAGGCAACCAUUCUACGCCACCAGAGUCCGAGAAUCAUGCGUUCCUCAGCAGACCCUUCGCUCCGUCUGACGUGGGUCGAUCUCGACGGGGCAACUGUCGCCAUCAACGUCGCCGACCUGUUUCGCGUCUUUGCACCUCGUCAGAUGGCGACUCGAGGAGCUCCUUUUCUGGGCAUACAGACUGAACCUGGGACGGCCACGACUCGCCAGCUCCAAAAGCGCCUCAUCCACUACGAUCCUAAGCAGUCGGGCCCACACCCGCCCAUGGUCUUAUGGGGCAACGAAGAGGACAGAGGCGAGUGGUAUGCGCUUGGCAAGGCCAUCUCCAUGCAGGCCUCGAAGAGCUGCUCAGUUGAGUUCCUCGACGAGAAUGCUGCGGAGCGCGCGCUGGGCACGCUAGAUCAGGUACUCAGCAAAAAGGAGCAAGCGGCCAAGAAUGUCGAGCAGCGCAGAGCCUCUCAGUCACCCAAGAUGGCGACGAGCAAGACGUUUGCUCCGCCGGCGGACACUUCGCGUAGCAAGGCGAUGCAGCCUCGUGCUCGUCCUCGUAGUCCGCGCAGCGAGAGUGUAGACUCCAAUUCUCCGCCGACGGCGUUGGACUUACUCAGGAGGACGUCUGCGUCCGCGUCUGCGUCUGCGAAUCGAGAGGAAGGCAGCCCUGCCGCUGGCCCUAGCAACGCAGCCACCUACGGUAGUCGGAACAGCGCACGCAGGGCAUCAGCCAGGCUCGGUGGCAACUCACUCAAGCUGUCAGAGAGGGAGGAAUCCCCUUCUGGCAUCCUGCCAAGCCGUCCCACUCGGACCACCGACUCGAUGAAGCUGCGCUACCCAAUCGAGGGGCCAGGGUCGGUCUCGGUAUUCGAGUCGGACUGCGACCGCCUCCUCGACGGCGAGUUCCUCAACGACACCAUCGUGGAGUUUGGCCUCAAGUACCACCUCAAUGCCAUCAAGAAGCAACGCCCUACCCUCUUCGAGAACCUCUACGUCUUCAAUUCCUUCUUCUACCGUCAGCUGCACCAGACCAAGAAGAGCGUCGCCGAUUGCUACCAGCAGGUGCGCAAGUGGACGUCCAAGAUCGACAUCUUUGCCAAGGACUACCUCGUCAUCCCGAUCAAUGAGAAUCUGCACUGGUACUUGGCCAUUGUGGUGAAUCCAGGGGCUGCAUUAGAAGCUCGCGACUCGUCCGCCGAGCCUCGCGAGAUGACACCUCCGGCCGGAGCCACGCGGUCGAAGGCGAUGUCGGGGAGGGUUUCAAUCACGAGGGGUAAUCGAACGAUCAACUCGGACGCAUCCGAUGGCGAGGCAGGGCCGAGCACGAAUGACGCGCGACCGAGCACCAGCAACGGCCCGAGCACCAGCGUCGGCAAAGCGACGGCCAUAGACAGCAGGGCUUCCACUCCGGGCGGCGGAGGAGAUGGACCGCGCUCGGAGACUGCUGCUGCAAUUGCACGAUCAUACUCAGCGCUCACGAUCGGCGGCGACCGCGACCGCGACCGCGCUGGCAGCGAUGAUGAGAUCGAGAGCGAGCCAAGCGCGGCCGCAGCCACUCGUCUACCUUUUGCACAGGGCGAGAGCGCGGACUCCAUCGAGAUGACGUCGCAGGAGGGGAAACGCGGCACUGACAGCGAUGAGAUCCAAGACUCUCUACCGUCGAAGUUCCCCUUUGCGGGUGGCAUGCUCGCGGGGCAGACGACGCUUGGCGAGCCUACCGUCCUCGACCUCGGUGCAGUCAACCAUCCUGUCAUUGAUCUGAGCAACACGCAGGAGGGAGAUGAGAGCAGUCACGAUGUGGACAUGGUCGACGGCUCGUCGAAUAUCGCCAAUCGCGGGCGUGGCUCGCUAGUCGGAGGAGGAGACGCAAAGAGGCAGCCGAUGAGGAUUGUGCCCGGCGAGUCGAUGCAGAGAGCGAUGUCAUUCUCGCCGCCCCUCGCGCCAGUGUCAAACCCUGUACCGAGUGGUCGUCCUCGACCUCGUCCUUCCGUCAAUCACCCUGGCGCCGGAUCAAGGAACAACAACGCAGCGGGCGGGGCGAGAGCCAACGCAGCCAGUGGUGCGAGAGCCAGCGCAGCGAGCAGCUCGCGCAUGAUCAUCGACGUCGACUCGCGCGCUCGAUCUCCACCAAUGUCCUCGACCCCUCGCACCUCGCCCAACGUCACCAAACCUGCUCCGGCACCGCGCGGCAAGAACGCCAAACGCGCCGAGGAGGUGGCGCAACGCCUUCGCGGCCAGCUCAAGGAGGACCUCGUCGUCUUGACCUUCGACUCGCUGGGCGGUACGCACCCCUCGGUCACCAAGGCGGUCAAUGAGUACCUGCGCUGUGAGGCUCUGGACAAGCGCAAGAUCCACAUCACACCGCAGGCCAAGGCCGUCUGCGUCGCCGUGCCGGAGCAGAGCAACUUUUCCGACUGCGGUCUAUACGUGCUACUAUACUUCGAACGCUUCUUCCGCAAUCUCCAACAGUUCAAGGAGCAGAUUAUCCCAGAGAAGGACAAGAGCAGCGAGCUGUGGGGCGCCGAGAGUGCUUCCAAGGCCCGCAAGGAGUGGCGCAAGCGCAUUGAGGAGCUUUCGGUCGAGUGGAAGAAGAAGAAGGAGGCGGACGAUGCGGCUGCGGAGGCGAAGGGUGGGGAGGGGGGUGCGGAGGAAGACGACGAUGAUGGGUUCGAGGAGGCGGGUGCGCCGCAAGAGAGCGCAAAAGCCGGGAAGGCUGCGGAUGAGAGGGCUGCGGGCGAGGAGGGCAAGGUUGAGAAGUCUACGCAAGAGGGGUCGAGCAAGGCGGCAGACGAUGACGCGGGCGCGGCCCCCGCGAACGCUGAGCAAGCGGACAAGAGUGCGUCUGCGUCUGCGCCUGGCUCGUCGAUCGACAGCACCCUCGAAGCCGAGCUGGCGAGGAUCGAAUCUGGCUAGCGGCUAGCUCGCGUAUCUCCACACAUCUGUACUAUUACAUGGUCAUACGAUCUUGAGUCCAUUCUACGCUGACGU
This is a messenger RNA of Jaminaea rosea, 4203 nucleotides long. RefSeq lists its product as hypothetical. The record is from RefSeq and is a predicted model, not a curated record. Gene Ontology annotation, biological process: protein desumoylation. Lineage: Eukaryota; Fungi; Basidiomycota; Exobasidiomycetes; Microstromatales. Gene Ontology annotation, cellular component: cytoplasm; nucleus. Gene Ontology annotation, molecular function: SUMO-specific endopeptidase activity. The coding region runs from base 301 to 4128 and encodes 1275 amino acids. The transcript has 4 exons.